This is a messenger RNA of Cavenderia fasciculata, 1593 nucleotides long. Its product is annotated as Coatomer delta subunit. The coding region runs from base 1 to 1593 and encodes 530 amino acids. Lineage: Eukaryota; Evosea; Eumycetozoa; Acytosteliales; Cavenderiaceae. The record is from RefSeq and is a predicted model, not a curated record. Gene Ontology annotation, biological process: Golgi localization; retrograde vesicle-mediated transport, Golgi to endoplasmic reticulum; endoplasmic reticulum to Golgi vesicle-mediated transport. Gene Ontology annotation, cellular component: cytosol; COPI vesicle coat. The transcript is spliced from 5 exons.
AUGGUUGUAUUAGCAGCAGCAAUUUGUACAAAGAAUGGGAAACCAUUGUUAUCACGUCAAUUUUCAGAGAUGACAAAGAGUAGAGUUGAAGGAUUAUUGUCAGCCUUUCCAAAGUUGAUUGGUAAUGGCAAACAACAUACUUUUAUAGAGACUGAAAACAUUCGUUAUGUCUAUCAACCAUUGGAAUCACUCUAUCUCGUUUUGAUCACCAACAAGAAUUCAAAUAUACUCGAAGACAUUGAAACGCUUCAUCUCUUGGCCAAGAUCGUACCAGAGUAUAGCAGUUUCGAUGAACAAGACGUAUCUAAAAAGGCAUUUGAUAUCAUCUUUACUUUUGAUGAAAUCAUUGCCAUGGGUUACAAAGAACGUGUCACUGUUCAACAAAUUAAACAUUUCAUUUCAAUGGAAAGUCAUGAAGAAGAAAGAGUUAGACUUGAAGAAUCGAUGAAACAAAAACAAGCCAAGUUGGAAGGAAAUAAAAAGAUGAAGGAAUUGGAAAAGUUGAGAAUGAUGGGAGGUGGUAUGGGAGGAGGAAUGGGAGGAGGAGGAAUGGGAAGCGGCAGCAUGGGAAGUGGUGGUAUGUCACCAUCCUAUGGAGGCGGCAGUGGAAACAACUAUCGUAACGAUAAUCAUAGCAGUGAUCGUGAUAGUAACCAUUCCUCACCAUUAAUUGAUAGAGAAAGACGUGAUACUACACCAAAACCAAGUUCAGCACAACCAAUGAAAGAAGGUAUGAAAUUGGGAAUGAAAUCAAAUAAAAAGAGUGCAAUUGCUCAAGUAUUAAAAGAAGAAAAGGUAGUAGAAAAGGAAGAUGAAUUGGAAGCAUUACUCGAGACUGGAACUGGAUCAGGUGCUGCUGGUGGAUCAUUUGAAAAAGCAGUGCCAACAGAGGCCGUUCACAUUGUGAUUGAUGAACAGAUUUUGGCAGAAGUUGAAAACGACGGAACUGUCAACUCUAUGGAUAUCAAGGGUGCUCUCUCUGUCAACAUUGGCAACUCUAGCUUGGGUGCCGUCAAGAUUGCAUUCAAAAAGGGACCAACUGCCAACCAAUUCCAAUUCAUCACUCAUCCCAACAUUGACAAGCAGACAUUUGCCUCUGCCAAUACUCUUCGUACCAAGGAUGGUAAGACAUUCCCAUCGGGUGGUAUCCUCAAGUGGAGAUGUCGUCCAACCGACGAUGCACUCCUCCCCAUCAAGGUCAACUGCUGGCCAAAUGCAAGUGGAGGCGUAACUACCGUCAAUCUCGAAUACGAAGCCUCUUCUUGCUUCCCACUCAAAAAUGUUUUAAUCACCAUCCCCUCUACCAUUCAACCAAUCAUCAAUCAAGUCGACGGUCAAUACGACUAUUCUCACAAGGACAAACAAGUCCUCUGGAAAAUCCCACUUAUCGAUGAUUCAAAUAGUCAAGGUUCAAUGGAAUUUACCGUCAAGGGUAAUGUUCCUUCUUUCUUCCCAGUUAAAAUUCAUUUUACUUCAACUAAAACUAUUUGUCAAAUUGAUAUUAUUGAUUCAGUUAUUGAAGAAACAGAUAUACCAACACCAUUUUCAAGUGAAGUUACACUUUCAACUGAUAAUUAUGAAAUUAUAGGUUAA